AUCACAACACCCGCGGACACGAACAGUACUAGUGCAGCAGCCAAAGUAUUUGCAUCCAAGUUGGGAAAAGUGAAAGAUUUUCACGAGAAAACAUUCCGUAAAUUGCCAAUUUUCCAAGUGAAAAUCAAUCAUAGAUCACAUCUGUAUCUAAUUGCAUUGAAUGCACGUGGAAUUUUGAGAAAAAUCAACGGAAUAAACGUGAAAAUUCCUCAUCAUCAAGUGAAUUGAUUUUCCGUAUACUUUUUCAAUUGAAGAUUUCCUAAAAAGCUUUCACUCAUUUUCACUUUGACGGAUUUAUUUUGAUAAUAGUGUCCAUAGCUGCUGCACAAAAGAAUAAUUUAGGUGUGUUGUCGUGCGGAGUAAGAGGAAAAUUCCAGCGAAAAGAGAGCAAAGCAAAAGGAAGACAAGAAGAACAAGAGAAGGAAGAGCAAGACCGAAAAGUAGGUUCUGUUGCCAAGAAGAGAUCUCUUUGAGGAGUGAGAAGAGAAUGCGAUCUGACGGCCGAACGGUGUCCGAAUGGGAGGACAGUGUUCUCUUUGAUGCUGAUGAUCCUGACUUUUCGAAUCUCACGGCCAAUGGGAAUGGCAUUCUCAGCUCAAAUCCAUCUCUUGUGGCGACAACCGCAACGGAACGUCUUCAUAUGUUGAACACAUUGAUGCGAAAAGUGCCUUCAACAAUGUCCGUUGCGAGUGUGCAGGCACCUCAUUUAGCUGAGCUUUGCUCAUCUAUCGGGCGCUCAAGCUUGAGUGUCUCAUCGUCAGUGUCGGACCUCGUGGGGAGCCCCUUUGAGAUUUCUGCCGACAAUGUACUCACCAUUGAGGAUUUGCGCAUGCAAAUGGGCUCAUGCUUCACAUGUGGUGUCUCCUGGGCUGAGGAUCACGUCUCCCUGGAUUGCAGUGAGUGUGGCGGCUAUGGUCUAGAGCGGCCGUGUCCACUCUGCGAUGGGAACUGUGGCAGCACAUGGAAGAGGGAUUUUACAAUGUCCCAUGCUUCCGGUAAGGCGAGGUGGCAGGGAUCGUGCCCAUCGCAUCCGAUCAGCUAUCCACCUUCCCUGGUGCUGCCCACAAUUGUGGCCCCCGCAGCCGUUCCACCCACAUGUGGUGCCACGCGGAAUCAAUUCCUUGCCCAGGAGCUCUGUGCUCGUCUCGAAAAGCUCUCAACGCAGACGUGAUUUGCCCACGCAGACAAUCUCUGUGUCCGGCACUCUCUGAGAACUGCGCUUAAGGGGCCCGAGUGUGCCCCACCAACGAGCCAGCCGCUCAGAGGUUCUCCUCCGCAAGUACUUUGUGUUUCUUAUAUUAUAUAGUUCUUUUUUUCAUUUUGAUAAAAGAAAUUUGUAAGUAAAUGAAAAAAAAUCAAUUGUAGUCAUUUUCUCUCAAAUCUUGUACACAAUCUUUUUGUCAUAAAAACUCCGGAGAAAUCUUCUGAGGGGGAUGUACUUUGGGGAGUUCCAUUUUUUUAACGUCCCAAAAAGUAUCCCUAAAUGUGGUUUUCACGGAGAAGGAAAAAUUAAUCUUAUGAGUGAAGAAAGAAGAUUUUUUUGUAAAUGAAAAGAAAUUUUGUGAAUGAGAAAAUGGGGAAAAAGUGAAAAAAUCUACAAGACUGUGGCGCCAAAAUGCUCAAUUCUGGACAUUUAGUUUUUAUUUUUUAGUGGAUGUGCAUGUGGUGCAGGUGGGGCAAAUGCAGGGCUUUGUAUUCCUCCCAUUUCAUGAGGGGGGGAUCAACUUAAGUUUUUUUGUUGCAUUUUUUAUAACUGAAGAGUCAUAUUUUUUUUUUUUGAUAAAAUAAUUAAUUUGUCAAAAGAUCCUAAUAGCGCUACAGUUUACCAUAGAAUCCACCGAUAAAAAGGUUUUCUUUAUCUCUUUUCAAAGGAAAGUUCUAGGCUCUUUUGAUUUUUCACUCAAUUUUGGAGAAUCAAAAAUAAAAAAUUAAAAAGGUAAAAAGAAUAGUUCUUCGUAUCUGUUAAAAAUUCAAAUUUGAAUUUGACAUAAAAUUACCGCAUCUGUCAUUAAAUUUUAAAUUUCUUUUCUUUAUGAAAUAUUCAGUUUUUCCUUCAAAAGAGCAAGACUUUCCAAAAGUUUCAAUAAUAAAUUUCAAAAUUAAUGCACAAAAUUAACCAGAAAAAAUUGCUUAAAGCGAAAUCCCAUCAAAAAUAUAAAAUUAAUAUGAAUUAAAACCCAGAAACUGUAAGAGCAUAAUAAAAUAUUAAAUAUAAUUUAAUGUUAUUAAACAUGAAAGUUAAGGGAAAUAUACUUAUAAAAAGAAACUAUUAUAAAAUUUAAGAAUGUGUGAUAUUCCGGAAACAAUAUAUAAAUGUAAUUUUUAACUAUUAAAUUGUGAAAAAAAAUGAAAAAUAUUUAAAUAUUUACACGAAUAUUGUCAAAAAAAGAAUUUCAUAGACAACCCCGAAGAAAACAAAAAAAGGAGGAUUUGUAUUGGGAGCGUUAUUUCUUACACAUGAGAAAUGAACUUCUGGUAAAAUUUUCUGUGAAAAUUUCCAGUGAUUUUCCUUUAUAACUAAACAAAAUUAAGUCAACAUUUUGGGUGAAGAAAUUGGCUGAAGAAAUUUAUUAAAAAAUAUAUAUUUUCUAUCAAAAGAAUCAUCAAACUAUCGCACAUUUUUUAUCCUUUUGAGAAGAUUUUUCUCUUCUCAAAAUUAAAGAAAAGGAGUCUAUGUAUUUUCAGGCUCUCACGGUGGCAUUAGAAGAUACAAACAAGACAGGGAAAAUAUUGUAAAAAAUAAGAAAAAUACUCAAAAAUAAACCAAGAAGAAAAACGUUUUGAGAAACAAGCUUUUGAAAUAUUUUCUUAUAUUUUUUUUUGUAUCUUAUAAAAUUAAAUCGUGAGAGCUGCAAAGAUGAAUAAAUUCCUUUAGAAAAAUCAAAAGAAUUUUUUCUACGAUAAUUUUCUUUUUUAAUGCAAUAGAAACAUUGAUAGAGCUUUUGUAAUGAAAUAAAGUCAAAAAGAUAUUUCCUAAAGACACACUCACUACCAUUUAAUGAUAAUUUAUAGAGAAAAUGCAUUAAUUUUUAAGGACAACAAUAAAAAAAGAAAAGUAAACGAGCAGAAAUCACCAAACCGAGAGAGCUUUAUGAUUUUCCUUCAACUAAAUAAUGAUUUUUUCUUACUUUUUUUUGAAGGACCAGCAAAACUUUUCUCUAAAUUUUUAUAAAGAAUUUUUUAAGGAACUUUUUCUUAAAAACUCAAAAGCGCAAAAAAGACCAAAGAUGAGCAAAAAAUAAAUAAACUAAAGCCUGAGGAGAAAUUUUCAAGAGGAAAAGGCCUCAAAGUUGGUGAUUAGAGCUAUGAGGAAGUUUAAUCUUCAUUGAUUUUUUUUAUAUAAGUUUAAUUAGAAAAUUUAUCAUCGCAAGAGCUUCGACCAUUAAUUUAUAUUAGCAAAAUUGUGUAAUGCAAACAUUAUAUUUGUUCAAUUGGGAUGAAUUUCUUGUAGAAAACAUGAUAAGUUAAUCUUUUUUAUAUUGUCGAACCAUUAUAAUUUUCAUUUUCAAUAAAAUAUUUUUUUCCAUUUUAUUUAAA
Lutzomyia longipalpis is the source of this 3537-nucleotide messenger RNA. It is a transcript of the gene Pino, whose product is annotated as protein pinocchio. Bases 488 to 1171 code for a protein of 227 amino acids. NCBI's taxonomy places the organism in Eukaryota, Metazoa, Arthropoda, Insecta, Diptera, Psychodidae. The transcript has 5 exons. The record is from RefSeq and is a predicted model, not a curated record.